CUAAAUACAUUUCCUUGCAGCUUCUCAGCACGAUCAUCGCGAUGUGUAGGGGUCACAGAGGAAGCCGGUAACACACGAAAACAACAUUUGGGGAUUCCCAGUUGUACGAUACACAUCACCCUGCUCAAGUGACCAGUGAAGAAAGAGCAACGAUGGCAAUGGACAAGUACUUGCGCCAGUUCAUCAAGUACCAGCCGUACACGAUCGUGAUAUUCACCAUGAUCAUGGUGGCCAUUUUAACACCGAUGAUGGGAGAAUUUGAGGCACACGACAUUGAAAACUUUCGGUUUGGAGGUGCUGUAGCGGUCACGUUCGGUGUAAGUUGGUUUUUGGCUGUGGUGCUUCUUGUGGUAGCUAUACACAAGGAAGACAAACGCUUCAUCUAUCCGUACCUUGUACUCUUCGGUAUUGACCUAUUUUUGCUCAUACUGCGUGAGUUAUACGUGAUGUUCAUCGAUAGAAUUUAUGUCGAAUUUCUUAGCAUCAAAAUGAUGCUAGCUGCAAUAAUUGUUCCUUACGUAAUUGGGAGUUUGCUGGCGCUGCAUCGAUUGUUUACGGUGGAUCCGAUCGUGACACUCCGUAGCGAAGGGUUCGUGCGCUUCGAUCGCAACGAGGUGGUCGGCGGACAACAGACCACUGCCCCGGAACCAUCGUUUAGCCCUCCGAACGAUUACGUACGCCGAAUUUAACACCAUACCUCCCAGCUCAGCGUAAAGCCAUCUUUUUUAAAGUGCUCCUUAGCAAAUGUACUGACAAACAAAGGCAAAGUUACCUCCCCUGAUUAACUAGUUAAGAAUUUUAUUCUAUCUGCGAUCCACUACAGCUAAAAACGGUGUAAAUUUUAACGAAACUUCUUAAUAAAUGUGUUCUCAAGCAUCUA
This is a messenger RNA of Anopheles coustani, 880 nucleotides long. RefSeq lists its product as uncharacterized. The transcript has 4 exons. The coding region runs from base 153 to 689 and encodes 178 amino acids. The record is from RefSeq and is a predicted model, not a curated record. NCBI's taxonomy places the organism in Eukaryota, Metazoa, Arthropoda, Insecta, Diptera, Culicidae.